GCGAGGUGGCCCGCAUGGCGCUGGGAGCCGCGCUGCGGGCACGGGCGGGCGGCGGCCUCACGCACCGCUGGGUGCGGUGCCGGGCGCGGGCGCGGGGCGACGAGGACGCCCAGGCCGUGCUGGACGCGGAGGCCGAGGCCCCGGGGCGCGCGGACCCCGAGGGCGCACAGGGCCCGCACCCGGCCUCGCGCCCGGAGCCCCAGCCACAGGAGGAGGCGGCGCCCGGGGAGGCGCGCGGGAAGCGGCGCCGACGGCGGCUGAAGAAGUGCGGCAAGAACGUGGGCAAGGUCGUCACCAAGGGCUGCCGAUACCUCGUCCUUGGCCUGCAGAGCUUUGCCGCUGCCUACUCCUCCCCGUUCGCAGUGGGCACCAGCGUGGUGUCCCUUGUGCGCUAGAGGACCCUGCGCCUUUCGGACUUGGACUCGCAGAGCACGAGCACUGAGCACCGGAUGAGAAGCUGCCUUCCUUGUUGGGUCGGAUGGGUCAAGCGCCAGCCAGCCUGCCGCCUCCAGCGGGCUGCCAGACACUGGCCUGAGGGGCCCACCUGGGGCCAGGGGAGUUGGUCCCUGGGACACUCAUCCUUCGGGGAAGGCGGCAGGGUGGGCUGGAGACUGAUUUGGGCAGGGUGGGCUGGAGACUGAUUUGAGCAGCGUGGGCAGCCGAUGGCCGCUCCAGAGCAGGAAUCUCCUGCACAGGGCGCGGGCUCCCGGGCCGCCCAGGGCCCUGGCUUCCUGACUUCUGAGGCUGAGCAAAGCAGCUGUUUAUUUCUCAAGUCAUUCUCUCCCACCCUGUCACUCCACCACUCUGUCAAGGGAGUUUCAUCACAGGCUCAGGAAGAGGGAGGGAGGGAGGGAAGGAAGGAAGGAAAGGACAGCCUCCCUUUGAAGGCGCUGAGGAUUGCCUCCUGCAUUCUCAGCUGGGCCACAGAAGGGGGAGGAAGCCUCUCCUCGGUGCCUGGACCCUGGGAGAGUGGGGGGCACAGGAAGCUGGGACGGGUGAGGAUUCAGAAGAGGAGCCAGAAAGUAGCAGACGGUUGGAGGAUGUGGAAGAGGGCAGGAAGGGUGUCAGAGGAGCAGCAGGGGCAGGUGGGGAAGUCCAGUGUCGGGGGGCCCAGGCAGCUGGGGCUGUAGUUCUGGGGGACCGGGGGGGCUGCCAGGGCCCAUGGCGGGGCUCGGCCCUCUGUGGCCCGCAGGCUCACACUCGGGUGUGGAGCGCCCUGUCCUGCCCUGUGCAACCAGCUGACGCGGACUCCCUGGAUCCCGAGGUUGGGGUGCUUGAGGUCCUGGCCCUGUCAGCGCAGCCUGCACUCUGAGUUGCUUGAGGGAGGUGGAGGGUGGAGAAGAUCCCUCUGCCCUCUGCUGACCCCUGCGACAGGCUGAGUUCCAGCUGUGCCCAGAAUAUCCAGAGGCCUGGAUGCUCCUGCCUCAGCCACCCAGCCCAGCCAGGGCCCGCCCGGGGGGCAGGGAAGCCGUAGAGGGACGGAUGGAUGGAUGGGCUGGUGGAGAAAACGGUGACUGGAGGUGAGGUAGGGUAGAAGGAAUGAAGCCAGGGAAACGAGGCAAAGACCAGAAUUUUAAAAUUGUGUUUUUCAGAAAAACUUCAGCUUUAGGACACAAAAGUUGCUCAAGCCUUUUUUCCUUUCAGGAAACUCAAUUUUUUUUUUUUUUUGGUACCGGGGAUUGAACUUGGGAACCACUGAGCUCAAUCCCCGGCCCAAGGAAACUCAAAUUAUUUAUCCCCAAGGGCCGUAAAGAUACAAUGAGCCUGUAAAUUGGGCUUCCAGGGGCCUGUAUUUUUUACUUUUUUUUUUUAGGACAGGGUCUCACCAUGGAGUUCAGGCCAGCCUUGGACUCAUUAAGCAACCCAGGCUGGCCCCGAAUUCAUGGAAAUCCUCCUGCCUCAGUGUCCAAGUGCUCGGAUUACAGCUGUGUGCCGCUGUGCCUGGAUUUUACUUGUUUACUAUACUUUCUCCCACAAACUUCUACCUUCAGGGAGGCAGCAGUGUUAGCGGGCGGUAGAUCCCAACUUCGGGCUUGUGGAAAUCGUGUUCUGAUGAGCAACGUGACAGACAGUAGCAACACACAUCCCAGGCACCCCUCUCGGCCCGCAGGCCCCAUAACUGCGCCCAGCUCCGACCAUAGGCACCCCCCCCCCUCCAGGACUCGCAGGCUGUGUGUGUCUUUCAAUGUACGCUUUUAAAAUGUUUGUCUAAUAAAUUCCUUCGUGCCUCUUCUAA
This is a messenger RNA of Heterocephalus glaber (naked mole-rat), 2236 nucleotides long. RefSeq names its product chromosome unknown C1orf115 homolog (gene CUNH1orf115). NCBI's taxonomy places the organism in Eukaryota, Metazoa, Chordata, Mammalia, Rodentia, Bathyergidae. The record is from RefSeq and is a predicted model, not a curated record.